UUUAAAUUUAAAUAUUUAAAAACAGAUGAUAACUCCCUAAAUUAAAAUUUACGCCAUAUUGGUUUAAAAUAUUGGAUUUUGGGAUAAAAAAUAUAUAAAGAUGUCAUUGAUUGAACUUGGGCAACAAUUGUUAGAUGCUGCACAAAGAGGUGAAACAGACCAUAUCAAACAUUUAAUGUGCAAUGGUGCCCCAUUUACCACUGAUUGGUUUGGAACUACUCCUUUACAUCUUGCAUCCCAAAAUGGUCACGUGUCCACUGCAGAAGUGUUAAUUCAAGCUGGAAUAACCAUCGAUACAAAAACAAAGCUCAGUAGAUCCCCUUUGCAUAUGGCAUCCCAAUGGGGCCACUUACCUAUGGUCCAACUCUUGAUUAAACAUGGGGCUAAUGUCAACAUUCGAGAUAUGUUAAAUAUGACGCCUUUACAUUGGGCAGUGGAAAGUGGGGAAUUAGAUAUUGUGGAAUUGUUGCUAAAAAGUGGAGCAUGGCCAUCAGCACGAAACAAGUUUGACAAAACCCCAAUGGAUAUAGCUAUCCUCAAUUAUAGAGAUGAUAUGAUCACAAUCUUAAAGAAUGCUGAACAACUUCAGCAAAUUCACGAAGAAGAAUUAAUAAUAGAGGAUGAAUCUUUGCAUUUAAACUCCCAAGUUUUAAAUCAAAGUCUUUACAACAACAAUGCUAUUAACAACAAUAAUAUAAACGGAAAUUAUUGGUGUGGGGUGGGCCUCAACACUAUCGGUCAAAUACGUAACACUAACAAAAGGGCAAACCCUGUCAAACAUCACUUAGUUAAUAACCCUUAUAAUAUUUAUCAAAAUUCUUAUCCACCACUCAAUGCUCACAACAACAAAAUGAAUCUUAAUAAUAACUUUUUGUUUGCCCUCAAUAACAAAUAUCGACUCAAACAUCAGCAGCAUCAACAAAAUCAACAGAUCUCAAUUAAGGGUCAACAAUAUCAUACUAAUCCCCAAUCAAUCAGUAAAAUCAAUCAACCCAAUAAUUUGGGCAAUACUCCUAGUCAAGUUAUUAAGCAAGAGUUUCUUCCUUUGGGUCAAAUGGAUCUCCAAAAUAGUAAUGUAGUAAUUAAGUCCGAAUUCACGAGCGAAAAUUAUAAUGUUAAUAGUCCUAGUAAUUUUAAUAACACUGCAUAUAUGACCAGCAUUAAUGAAAGCUCAUCCCCUAGGAAAUAUCUUCAAGCCUUAGCUCGAGAAUUAACCUCCCCAAACCGGUCACAAGCCCAAAAUGAUUUAAAUCAAAUAAGCAUAAACAAUAGUGCUUACGCCAAACCCAAGCCCUCAAACAAAAGGAUCAAAUUAUCUGAUGUCGAUUCCGUCAGCAAUUCAAAUAUCGAAUCCAAAACUAGCAAUAAUCAACAAUUAUUCCUUCUUAUAAACAACCUAAACAAUUCUUCAACGAGUAUUUCUAGCUCCAAUAUUUUGAACCAGAUAAAUAAUUUGAGUUCAUCCAAGGAAUUAGGCGCUAAAACUAUAGGCAAACGCAUUUUGAAUAUUAACCAAAUCAACAAUCUUUUGCUUUGUAAGAGUCUGAAGGUUUCCAACGUGAGCUCUCAUAAUACUAAUAUUAAUUCAAACAUAAUGACACAAGCAAACACUAAUCCAAAUACAAGGAACCACAUAUUUUUGCAAAGUACUGAUACACAGGAUAAGAACCUUAGGGUUUCAAAAUUAAAUGACAUCCUUUCCCAUUCUCAUUUGAAGGGUCUAAACGUUAGCUCGAUCGAUAAUAUUAUGGCAUUUUCCUCAUCAUCAGCCGCUCCUCUGCCUUGCUUUGUGCUUACAAACUCUGGCAAAGUUUUAUCUGACAAGGAAUGGUCCAUGGAAAAAUCAAACAAAUUAAGUAACAAUGAGCAAGGUAAACAGUUUUAUAAAAGGGAUUAUUCCUCCUUCGCACUUAUUUCAACCUCUUCCGAUAACAAGGAUAGUCCUAAUUCCAAAUCUCUGCCAACUAAUGAAUCAUCUGAUAUAAUCACAUUUGAUUCACUUACUGAGAAAGAUAAUUUGCUAUUGGUCGACGAAAAUAAUGACCACAAUUUGUUACUCUUUUCUCCUACUACCGAAAAAACGCUUAACCUCGAAGCUCAGAGAGCUUUGUCCUCACUUUCUAUGCCUCUCAAAAUCAAUCCACAAAUUGAUAAUAAUAAUAAUCUUAAUACCGAUAUUGGAUUUACUCCGAUUACAACAACAUAAUAUUUUGGAUUUUUUCUUCCAAUUUUGGUUUUAAAAUUAAUGAAUCAAUGUUGAUUUAUUAAGUAGCUCAAUGAUUGGUGAUAAUACAAACUUUUAUUAUGAAUAUCAUCUAAUUUC
Molecule: messenger RNA, 2323 nt
Organism: Gordionus sp. m RMFG-2023
Lineage: Eukaryota; Metazoa; Nematomorpha; Gordioida; Chordodea; Parachordodidae
Exons: 7
Coding region: 101-2206 (701 amino acids)
Biological process (GO): protein localization to ciliary inversin compartment
Cellular component (GO): ciliary inversin compartment
Molecular function (GO): protein binding
Source: RefSeq, a predicted model, not a curated record